This is a messenger RNA of Cordyceps fumosorosea ARSEF 2679, 684 nucleotides long. RefSeq lists its product as hypothetical. The record is from RefSeq and is a predicted model, not a curated record. The transcript is spliced from 2 exons. The coding region runs from base 1 to 684 and encodes 227 amino acids. Gene Ontology annotation, cellular component: cytoplasm. Gene Ontology annotation, biological process: regulation of nitrogen utilization; mitochondria-nucleus signaling pathway; negative regulation of transcription by RNA polymerase II. Lineage: Eukaryota; Fungi; Ascomycota; Sordariomycetes; Hypocreales; Cordycipitaceae.
AUGACAACUCAAGUCGCCCCUUGCGACUCAUCCAUGAAGCCUGCCAAUACCGGACCUGAGACUGCUCCUGUCCUCACCCAGAAUAAGGCACCAGCUGCGUGUGCUCCUGUCUCAUACGAUGUUCAGCCCACAGAUCCUCUCCUCUCAGAGAGCGCUAUCGACUCGCCUACCAGUGACGACUACGUUGAUGAGAGCGCUAUUGACGAUGACGACUCUUCGGAUUGGGAGGACUCUACAGAGCAAGUGCCAAAAGAACUUCAGCAACAAGCGUCCCACUCUGCCUCUGCUAUUAUAGCCCUGGGAGCCUCUCCUAAUGAUAAAGAUGACGGCCCUCCAAUGAUGACGGGCGUGCGUCCUUCCAACAUCGGACCUGUCAUCGAGGUACCUCGCUCGAGCACCCAGCCUACUGUCGCGCAAGCAGUUUUAUCACCGCAAACAACUCGCCGCAAUAUGUUUGCUACUGAGCUGACUAAGUCUCUUCGCCGCCAUCUUCUCUGGGAGCGUCAGCAGAGAACCUCGACUGCCAAUGCCGUGCUCAGGCGCCGCCAUGCCUCCCACGAUGUGGCCAACCUGAGGCAGUUUCCAGAAAAGCCCUGUCUGAAGCAGAGCGAGGACGCCAACGCUAGUUGGAAUCAGCAUUUAAUUACGAACGCCUUUGACGGCUACCAUUCUAGAGGCUGGUGA